AUCCACCAUAUUCGCAUGAAAGCUCUCACAUCCUCUCUCCCUCCCUCCCUGUGAUUUCAUUUCUCUGUCUCUCUCUCUCUCAUACGCAUUCAUUCGUCCGAUCUCUCACCUUCUUACCUGUUCCACAGACGGUUAUCGAUCAUAAUUUUGUUAUGUUAGAUCCGUUUUAUUGAUUCAAACAUCUCACAAGUUUAUUCCGUCGCUGUAGUAAGCGUAAAUUUAUUUCUGAUGUGUUUUCUCAAUCAUAUAUUACGAUUAUGAUGAGAUAUUGAGAUCAUCACUGUUUGUUUUACUCUUCUGGAUUCUCCUUUAGGUUAAAUGUUAAGGAGUUUUGGUGUUAUUUGUACUGUUUUUGAGGUAAUGUAUGGUUUUAGGUUAUUAGAGUGUUGUUGAAUUCGUUAAACUGUUGUUGAAUUCGUUAAACUGGCUAAACCGAAACCGAAACCGAAAAUGAAUUUGAGUACUGUGGAGGAGGAUGAUUACGAAUCCUCCUCAGAUCAAAUUGUUCAUAAACCGGAGGAAAUCGACUGGCAGAUGCUCGAUAAAUCCAAGUUUUUCAUCCUUGGUGCAGGACUUUUUUCCUGUGUAUCAGCUACACUUUAUCCUGUUGUGGUAUUGAAAACCAGACAACAAGUUUCAUCAUCACAUUUGUCCAGUUUUAGAACUGCGAUUUCGAUUAUUCGGUAUGAAGGUUUUCGAGGCCUGUACAGAGGCUUCGGGACAUCCUUAAUCGGUACAAUUCCAGCUCGAGCGGUUUACAUGACAGCUCUAGAGGUUACUAAAAGUAAAGUUGGCACUAGUACUGUUAAACUAGGGUUUCCAGAGCCUACUGCAGCUGCAAUUGCCAAUGCUAUGGCUGGAUUAACCGCUGCCUUGGCGGCUCAGGUUAUUUGGACUCCUAUUGAUGUGGUGAGCCAGAGGCUUAUGGUACAGGGGAACCAGUAUAGAUCCUGUAGGUAUAUGAAUGGAAUUGAUGCUUUUAGGAAAAUUUUAAACACUGAUGGGCCUAGAGGUUUGUAUAGAGGUUUUGGAAUAUCUGUAAUGACGUAUGCACCAUCGAAUGCGGUUUGGUGGGCUUCGUACUCUGUCGUUCAGCGACUCGUGUGGGGUGGAGUUGGAUCUUAUUUGUGUAAGAAAGAUGAUGAUGGUGUGGUUGUCAUGAGACCUGAUUCGACAACUGUGAUGGCUGUCCAAGGCGUUAGUGCAGCUAUGGCAGGAGGCGUUUCGGCUUUAGUUACAAUGCCGUUGGAUACAAUUAAGACACGCUUACAGGUUCUUGAUAACAAUGACGAUAACAAUAACAAUGGUAACGGGAGGAAAGGGCCGACGGUUGGGCAGACUGUUAGGAAUUUAGUGAGGGAAGGUGGAUGGAUGGCUUUGUAUAGAGGGUUAGGUCCGCGGUGGGCUUCGAUGUCCAUGUCAGCAACUACCAUGAUCACAACUUAUGAGCUACUUAAAAGGUUGUCAACCAAGAAUCAAGAAAACUUGAUAAGAUGAGUAUGGAAGAAGAAACUCACUUGAAGGUAUCCAUCCUGUAAUUUUCCUUUUGUUAAUUAUGAUGAUGAUGUUGGUUGUUAGAUGUUUGUGAUUAUUACAGGAUUUGUGUGAGUUUUUCUCCAUAUCUUGUUUAUAUUUGAUAGCAUUGAAGAAAGAUCUUUCUUUAAUCAUUCCAUCCA
Molecule: messenger RNA, 1676 nt
Organism: Helianthus annuus (common sunflower)
Lineage: Eukaryota; Viridiplantae; Streptophyta; Magnoliopsida; Asterales; Asteraceae
Product: solute carrier family 25 member 44
Exons: 1
Coding region: 451-1497 (348 amino acids)
Biological process (GO): transmembrane transport
Source: RefSeq, a predicted model, not a curated record